CAUGCGCUUGUGCUCACAUGGUCAGGCAUACAUACAUAGAGCCCCUAGCGAAGGCCUCUCCCCGCUGCCGACUGCAGGCUCUAAGAAACACGAGGAGCGGAUCGAUCCAGGGGACUAGUCUAGUUAACCGUUAACAACUUCUCGUUUCCACCAUACACACAGUAGCUUUUCGUCCGGGAGAAGCAAGCAUAGCAAGAUCUGGCUAGCUUCUUGGGGCCGGCCAGCCGAGUUCAGGUGUUUGCAUCGUCGCACGCAGGAAGAGGCUCCAAAUGUUGCGCGAGAGAUGGCAGGGACGCGUUUUUACCCUCGUCCUUCUUCUUCUCUCCAACGCGGCGUCAGGCACUUCUCUGAGGGACGACACGAUGCUCCCCUCGGAGGCCGAGAAUUCUCCGUCAGACUUGGCAAAACUCGUGCAGUCUAAGCAGACCAAGCAGGCGCGCGUGUGCGGCGGAGCAGACCACCGGCUGCUGCGAUCCCUGGCCAACACCGGAGCGGAGGUCAUGGUCACCGUCCCCAACUCGCGGCUGCACCACAUGGCGGAGUUCAAGGAGGAGGCCCAGCUCUGGGUCGCCGCCAACGUGGCGCCGUUCCUCCCGGCGACCAUGAUCACGCACGUCCUGGCGGGAGACGACGUCCUGUCAAGCUCUCCCGGGGCCGCCUACUCGCUGGUCCCCGCCAUGCUGAACCUCCACGCCGCGCUCGCCGCCGCCCGCCUCGACGGCCGCGUCAGGGUGUCCACCGCGCUGUCAUCGGUCCCGCUCGCCCCGUCCUGGCACGCCGGCGUCGCGGGGCACCUCCUGCGGUUCCUCAGCGACACCGGCUCGCCGCUCUUCCUCAAGCGGGCCCGCGCACGGGAGGCCGCCGCCGCCGACGACGCGUACGCCGCGAUGCGGGCGCUCGGCUUCUCGGGCGUCCCGCUGAUCGCCGCGGAGCCCGAGGGGCUCGGCGGCGCGGUGGUGUACCGCGGCCACUUGCGUCAUGCUGCCGGUGGGGGCGGCGGGAGGCGGUCGCUGGCGGCGGGGAUGUUCUGCGUGGCGCUGCAGAACGCGGACCCGGCGGCGCUGCAGGCGGGGCUGAGCUGGGCGUGCGGGCAGGGCCAGGCCGACUGCUCGGCGAUCCAGCCCGGCGGGGCCUGCUACAGGCAGAACAACCUGGCGGCGCUGGCCUCCUACGCCUACAACGACUACUACCAGAAGGGCGCCAGCACCGGCGCCACCUGCUCCUUCAACGGCACCGCCACCACCACCGCCACCGACCCCAGCUCGGGAUCGUGCGUCUUCGCGGGAAGCACCAUGGCAGGGGGCUCCAACUCGAGCGUGCCGAGCGCCAGCCCUCCGACGAGCCUCGCGCCUCCGGUCGGCUCCAGCCCUCCGUCCGACUUCGGGCCCCCUCCGACCGGCUUCGGCCCUCCCGCGGGUGGCUUCGGUCCGCCGUCUGGGUUCGGCCCACCGUCUGGCUUCGGUCCCCCGUCGGCGUUCGGCCCGCCGGGGAGCUUCAACGGGAGCGGGACCUUCGGGCCGAGCGGCACCCUCGAGCCUUACGGCACCGGAUGCCGCCACGUCGCCUCUUUGGCCGCCUCCACUCUCCUGUCCGCCAUUGUUCUUGCCGUCCUCGUCGCGUCGCCCGAUCUGAUGUAAAUUAUGUGAGUGUGUAUUUGAAUUAGCUAGAGAGAUCACGCCCGUUCUUGUCGGGUGUCACCCUGUCGCCCUGACAACUCCAUACUAGUAACAUGUACUAUUAGCAGCGUUGUAAAAUAUACUACAGCACAAUCAGAACAAUAUCGAUAUACGAUAUACAGGCGAACAUACCGAUUAAAUUGUCGACACAA
Messenger RNA from Triticum dicoccoides, 1828 nucleotides. Its product is annotated as glucan endo-1,3-beta-glucosidase 4-like. The transcript is spliced from 5 exons. Gene Ontology annotation, biological process: carbohydrate metabolic process. Gene Ontology annotation, molecular function: hydrolase activity, hydrolyzing O-glycosyl compounds. The record is from RefSeq and is a predicted model, not a curated record. The coding region runs from base 270 to 1637 and encodes 455 amino acids. NCBI's taxonomy places the organism in Eukaryota, Viridiplantae, Streptophyta, Magnoliopsida, Poales, Poaceae.